AUGCAGUUCUCACUCGCUAUCGUUACCCUCCUGGCUACUGCCGUCUCUGCUCUCCCCACUGAGGAGAAGCGCCAGGCUUAUAUCCCUUGCUCUGGUCUCUAUGGCACUUCUCAAUGCUGUGCUACUGAUGUCCUUGGAGUUGCGGACCUUGACUGCGGAAACCCUCCCUCUACCCCUGCCAACGCCACUGACUUCAGUGCUGUUUGCUCUGCCAUUGGCCAGCGAGCUCGAUGUUGUGUUCUUCCUAUCCUUGACCAAGGCAUCCUCUGCAACACCCCUACUGGUGUCCAGGACUAA
Molecule: messenger RNA, 297 nt
Organism: Fusarium tjaetaba
Lineage: Eukaryota; Fungi; Ascomycota; Sordariomycetes; Hypocreales; Nectriaceae
Product: fungal hydrophobin
Exons: 3
Coding region: 1-297 (98 amino acids)
Cellular component (GO): extracellular region
Source: RefSeq, a predicted model, not a curated record